Messenger RNA from Hibiscus syriacus, 1302 nucleotides. Its product is annotated as zinc finger protein GIS-like. NCBI's taxonomy places the organism in Eukaryota, Viridiplantae, Streptophyta, Magnoliopsida, Malvales, Malvaceae. Gene Ontology annotation, molecular function: DNA-binding transcription factor activity. The coding region runs from base 246 to 1028 and encodes 260 amino acids. Gene Ontology annotation, biological process: response to gibberellin; trichome morphogenesis; trichome differentiation. The record is from RefSeq and is a predicted model, not a curated record. The transcript has 2 exons.
AGAAACUUGUGGCCUUCCUUGUCAGCCCUCACUCUCAGAUUCUCAGAUAAUUCAUGCCCAUUGCUAUUGCUAUGGGUCACCCCCUUUGUGUAUUUGCUCCUCUCUUUAUAGGCCCCACCCUCUCCCCUUUGCCUUAGCUACCUUCUUCCCUUCCCUUCCCUUCUCUCUCCCCUCAAUCAUUUCAGCUCUCUCGCAAAGAAAUUAAAGCCCACCCACCGCCGCUCUCCUUUGUUUCUCUCUUCUCCAUGGAGAAGAAUGAAAGGGAAACUCAUGACUUUAUGACCAUUGAAUCCUUCUCUCAGCUUCCCUUUAUCCGUCCUGCCCCUACCAAAGAAAAGGGUACCCUUCGUUUGUUCGGGAAAGAAUUCAGUGGUGCCGACUCAGCUGGGAACAACGAAGAUACAAGCAAGGAGAACGAGAACGGAGAAAACAGCAGAAGGUUUGAGUGUCACUAUUGCUGUAGAAACUUCCCGUCUUCCCAAGCUUUGGGUGGUCACCAAAACGCCCACAAAAGGGAACGUCAACACGCCAAACGAGCUCAUCUUCAGUCAGCAAUGGUGCAAAGCUCUCUAUCUGAUGCUCAUAUGUACGGUCUCGUUAACUACAGGCUAGGCUCAGCUCCAAACCCAGAUAUGGCGACUUAUCCUUCGUGGAACAAUAACAUUAGCAGUAGUAGCAGUAGGUUUUAUGGGAGCCAAAGCUCUUUUUCUCACCCACCCAUCAAUGGUAGCCCAUUAGGGUUAUGGAGAAUCCCUGCUACGGUUCAAAGUAACUCAUCUAAUUUCUACCGCGACCUUUCAUCACCAUUAUCGUCGCAUCCGUCGCCAUUUUUUGCUGCUGAUGAAUUGAACCCAUCGCAGGUUGUUGGUGUUGGUGGUGGUGGUUCAAGUUCCCAGAGUCGGUACGUUUAUGAAUCAAAGCCUAGCGUACAAGAUCAUUUGCGAUCUAUCUUCUUCCCCGUUUCUGAAACUUUCACACGUGUGGUGAAUAUUGUUUUCGAUGUGGCUAUCAGUGAGAGGAGCACAUGAACAAACACUGUAGCUACACGUGUACGUAAAUCUAUAUGUUGUCUGUCUGAGAACAGGUGAAGAGGUUGAUGGAAAGAGAAAGUGAAGGGUAAACUGUUAAUAACAUAAGGGUCUUUCCUUGCAUGAAAUGCCAUGAAAAUGAGUCAUAUCUUUGUGUUCUUCAUGGCAUUUUCAGUGUAGGAUAGACAUAGGACAUUUGUUGGCGAAAAUUUAUUACAAUGUUCAUUUCCUUUCUGGUCCUGCAGAUAGUAUUUAAUCAGAAUACAAUAUAUAU